AGUUGGCGAGCAGCGAGCGACAGUAUGUGCGCUCGCGGUGUGUUGUGGAGCUGCCGCGGCCGGCGCUGCGAGUGUUAGUCGCUGCUUCUACCAAAGGUCAAUGACACCGCGCUCUGCCUCCGCUCCGAACAGCAGCUCGGUGCCGGUGUGAUAAUUAUGAAUGUGCACUACCUGCUGAUCACGAAGGACACAAUUACUACGCCGCCCUCAGAAGCCUCGCCGUGAACCACCGCUGCUCGCGUGCCACCGAACCGGCCCUGAGGAUAAAAAAAAACAAGGACCUCGCAGAAAAACGGACACACAAAAGAGUUGCGUCGCCCAACACACCUGUUAUGCAACCCUCCGGACGCCUUCGCCAUUGUUGUGUCUAGAACUGCGCCGGGCACUGGAUUGUUGCGAAAAGUGAUAUUGGUGUCCAUGCACGUCUCGCCGAUUUUUCACAAUUACUCUGGACAACGACAAACUGAAAAGUGAGCACAAUGCAGCCGGCAGAUACUUCCACAGAACCAAAAAGAAUAAUGAGCGCAAUGGCGGCCUCACCCCGCGAAUUGCAGAUUAUGAGCCUCUUUCAGGACAUCAAACUGAAGAGGCACAAAGUCGACAGCAGAUGCAGCAGUGACGGUGAAAGUACUGCUGAAAUUUCCUCUCCUGAGAGUGCAAAUAUGGCUCCUAAUGAGGAAGAAUCGCCACGGCCCCCGAGCAGCCCGGUGUUGAAAGUGGAAAGAGCUUCACCGGGCCCCGGCGUAAUUACUGAAAAUCCAAGGCCAGAUGUAGUUCCUAGCACAAACCCUGAGGUCACACAACCAAUAGAGGACAACAGUGUAUUUGACGGUGAUACGAGAAUUUCUGCCCAAAUUAAGAUACAUUAUACUGAUUUUCAAAGAAAUAAAAAUUACAUGAAGAGAAGAUGGGAUAAAAGCACAGAAGAAAGCGGCGAACCCAGAACUGUGCUGACAAGGUCGCCGGCCACCCCUCAACAGGCGCCCUCGCAAAGCAGCCAUCCUCAGGCGAUGGCGCACUCGCCGCAUCCGCCGCCGCCCCCGCUGCACCACCUGCAGCCACCAUCCUCAACCCCCACCUCCUCGCAGCCAGUAACCACCAUCAUCUCCAGCAACACCAGUCCACCCUCGUUCUGGCCAGUGUCGGCGCCCAGCCAGGUGAUCACGCAAAACCCGUCCAGCUUCCUCUCCAAGAUGAACAUGGGUGGAGGAAUGCGGCCCAGCGGCCCCCCGGGCAUGAUCCCCAUCAACAAGAGCCCCCAAAGCCAGCAGCACCACCUCAGCCCCAGCAGCAGCGUCAGCCCCCAGCAGCGGCUGCGGACACCAACUGUGAUAAUGGGAGAGGUGGGGGGCGUGCGCACCAUGGUGUGGUCCAACAACCAGCAGCACCAGCAGCAGCAGGAGCACCACAUGCACCCUCACCAGUCCCACAUGCAGCAGCCGCCCCAACAGCCCCAGCAGCAACCCCCUCACCCCUCCAAGCUCAACUACAGCACUGAAGAGCAGAUCAAGAUGUCCGUCGACGGACUCCUCAGCCUCGGCCAGGACAACUUCCACUCCCACCCCCACCCCCACCACCAAGCUCCCCAGCCCAACCAGUCGGUCAUUCGCACGGAGAGGCCGCAUUUCCAAACCCCGCUGAACAUGGAGCGCCUAUGGGCAGGGGAUCUCAGCCAACUGCCCCCGGCGGCGGCGCCUCUGCAGCACCCGGAACUAAAUCCACAGGCACUAAACCUGACCUCGUGGGGUGGAAGGCCGCAACCUCAUAUCAAGAUGGGUUCUGCUCCCAUGAGCACGCACAUGGAAGACGAAGCAGACUACGAGCCGCCCAUGGUGUGCAUGAUCUGCGAAGACAAGGCCACCGGACUGCACUACGGAAUCAUUACGUGCGAGGGGUGCAAGGGAUUUUUCAAGAGGACAGUACAAAACAGACGGGUGUACACAUGUGUCGCGGACGGUAACUGCGAAAUCAACAAAGCGCAGAGAAACCGCUGCCAGUAUUGCCGAUUCAAGAAAUGUAUAGAACAAGGCAUGGUUUUACAAGCUGUCAGAGAGGACCGGAUGCCCGGAGGAAGAAAUUCUGGAGCCGUUUAUAACCUUUACAAAGUAAAGUACAAGAAGCACAAGAAGUCACCGGCGGGGGCUGUAUGCAAGAACCACGCCAUCAACGCGCUGCACCACCCGUCGGCGCUGACCAAGUUGCAGCAGCAGCAGCUGGCCACUGUUGCCCACUUAGCCACCGAGAAGCACAAGGAGUCACCUGGCAACUCUUUGCCGCCUCAUCUUGUCAAUGGACUCAUCCUAAAGACUGCUCUAACUAACCCUAGCGAGGUUGUGCACUUAAGGCAAAGACUGGAUAGUGCAGUAAGUUCCUCUAGGGAUAGACCAGUAAUGCCUUUUGAAGCUAGCUUAAGCCUCAUCCAAACGCUGAUAGACUGUGACGAGUUUCAAGAUAUCGCAACUCUCAGGAAUUUGGAGGAGCUUUUGGACCAUAAGAGCGAUCUCAGUGAAAAGUUGUGCCAGAUAGGUGACUCGAUAGUUUACAAACUGGUGCAGUGGACCAAGAGAUUGCCUUUCUACCUGGAGUUGCCCGUUGAGGUUCACACGCGGAUGUUGACUCACAAGUGGCACGAACUUCUUGUGCUGACGACCUCAGCCUAUCAAGCCAUUCACGGCAAGCCUUUCGACCAGGAGACAGAUUUCAACCAAGAGGUACGCAUUUGUACUAUUUUUUUCUUUACCAGUGUUAAUAUGUUUCUUGAGCAGGUGGCCAACAAUCUAAGCACACUCCAAGCGUGCCUUUCCUCCAUGAUGGGGCGCCACAUUACGAUGGACCAACUAAGGCAAGACGUUGGCUUGAUGGUGGAGAAAAUCACCCACGUCACCUUGAUGUUCCGGAAAAUGAGUCUUCGGAUGGAGGAGUACGUGUGCCUCAAAGUGAUCACCAUGCUUAAUCAAGGAAGGACGGGUUGUGGGGAGCUUGAGAUGAUUCAAGAGAGAUACAUGAACUGCUUAAAGUGCUACGUCGAACACUCGUUCCCGCAACAACCGGGAAGAUUUCAAGAACUGCUUGUGCGACUUCCAGAGGUCCAGUCAGCGGCUGCACUCUUGCUCGAGAGCAAAAUGUUCUACGUACCGUUCUUAUUAAACUCUGCUAUCCAAAGAUAGUGCCACGAAAAGCACAGUGUCCGUGACGUCACUGUGAUCAGAACUGCCAAGUUACCAAGCAAGCCAUCAGCAGGCAGGGAAGAGGACGACCGAGCGGCUCCGAGUAGCAGUGCCUCAGUUACCAUUGUCGCCAACCCGGAGGCUGACUAGAGAUUUUUAACAGGAGCCCUUAGGUUGGACAUUGGCAUUUUAGCAGAAGGAACAUUUUUAAGUAAAAUGUGAACCAAACAAACAAAAGCCUCUGCGUCGGUUGUGUACAUAGAAGAAGAAAAACGAGCAGAGCUGCUGACAGACAUUCGACCCCACCAACUUUUAACUUGUAAUUUGUCGAUUAAGUUGCGAGAGAGAGAUAGAAAGUCCACCUGGCUGUGGAUUGUGACCUUUUGAAAGGGGCUGACAAUCGGCGCUCUUCACACAAACACAUACUGUACAGAAGAACUUCUUAAAUUAUAAGCAUGUUUGUCGACCGAGAGAUAUGUAAAAGAAAAGAGUUUAUAUCACUGUUUAAUUUUGCUGUUAUAAGUAUUCUAGUGAAUUAAUUAAUUGAUUAUUAUGUUAUUGAAAAAAAUACGUGUAUUUUGAAAAGCGAGAGGAAAUUUAAUUCGAAUUAGGUGGUGAUAUAAAAAGUUCAUGUUGUGCAAUUAUUAUCACUUUUUACUUCCAGUGUCAAUCUUCUUGACCUGCUGCUAAUGCAAAAAGAGAGAAGAGAGUCGGUCCUAUAUUGAUGAUAUGCGACUUUUUUCUUUUACUUAACACGUAAAUUAUAGAAGCACUAAAAUGCGUUGAUGCAGAUUAGUACUGGACCGUGCUUUAAGGUUCCUUAAUUUGCCCUGUCCUGCUGCUGGCGUGGCCCGAGUGCGCCCUUUGCUUUUACAGGCUGCACCCCUCUUUGGCUGUUUGCAAGUGCAAUUUAUUCAAACCAAUUAUCUGGACGUCCAUUUUCUAUCGACGGCCGCUGGGUGCGCCGGAAAGGGACACGCUCGGGCCAAGCAGCUAGGCCAGGGCGAGACAAUUAUUGGCAAUGCUGAUGACGUGUGUUGAUUAUUAGUGCUAAAAAAACUAUUCUCUCAAUUCAUCUUCUUCUCCUUUUUCGGUUCUUCAGUAUUUUUGUGGCAAAUCCAAUCAAUUCGCAGCCUCUUUUUGAAAAAAUUCAAUUUAACUCAACAUAUGUAAUACACAAGAAGGCAUACAAACUUUGAUCUCUUCUGGAGAGUUACAGCGGAAUUGUUAAAUUAAGACUUUGAAAAAAAAAUAUAUCUAUGUAUGGAAAAUUCUUCUCACAGACAAAAAUAGACACACCAUACUAUUUAGUGUACAUACAGUUCGUGUUUAAGAGAAAUUUUGGAAGACUGCUGCUGUAUGUUUUUGUCAGUUUUAUCACAAUAUUAAAAUACAAUAAAUCAAUGUUGAAGAUAUGACACACACACAAAACCGCUGUUACAUAAUGGGUAUAUGAAAAAAAAUGAAGCUGUAACCCUAACUCCUAUACUAUAAAAGUGUACUCCUGCCUGCAGAUUCAGCACAUUCUUGAGCGCUUGCACAAAAAAUAAACCAAAAAAUAGCGCGGCUCACAGCCGUCACCUUUUACACAUGUCGUUUUUUAGAGCGAGAUAAAUGAAAUGACACAUCCGCGCUCCUUCUUUUUUCGGGGAGUCUAGCGCCGUGUCAAAAAUCAAUAAAACCAGCGCGACAAGAAUGGGCUGACGAGAGCAGCAACCACUAUGAUUAUACGUCUAAUUGUCCUGAGUUACCAUUUACACAUUUGUCACACAAUGUUUGUUCAUUUUAGGAUCGUUAAUUAUGGCCACAAUUUUUUUUCUUGCAGUGAAAUAGUUUCAUUGCUGCGGGAGUUCAUUUUUUGUUAUCAUUUGCCAAUAAAGUUACUAAUUUUUAGAAAGAAGAAU
This is a messenger RNA of Neocloeon triangulifer, 5071 nucleotides long. It is a transcript of the gene Hr4, whose product is annotated as hormone receptor 4. Gene Ontology annotation, biological process: regulation of DNA-templated transcription. The record is from RefSeq and is a predicted model, not a curated record. Gene Ontology annotation, molecular function: sequence-specific DNA binding; zinc ion binding; DNA-binding transcription factor activity. The coding region runs from base 480 to 3167 and encodes 895 amino acids. NCBI's taxonomy places the organism in Eukaryota, Metazoa, Arthropoda, Insecta, Ephemeroptera, Baetidae. The transcript has 17 exons.